This is a messenger RNA of Scheffersomyces coipomensis, 1395 nucleotides long. It is a transcript of the gene MAS1, whose product is annotated as Mas1p. The transcript has a single exon. The record is from RefSeq and is a predicted model, not a curated record. Gene Ontology annotation, molecular function: metalloendopeptidase activity; metal ion binding. Gene Ontology annotation, cellular component: mitochondrion. Lineage: Eukaryota; Fungi; Ascomycota; Pichiomycetes; Serinales; Debaryomycetaceae. The coding region runs from base 1 to 1395 and encodes 464 amino acids.
AUGAUAAGAAGGACUAUAACGAAGAAAAAUACACUUAGGCUGUUCCAAAGGUAUCUUCAGACUGCUCCUAUUCCAACUUUCCAAACUUCUGUAUUAAGAAAUGGUUUAACUGUGGCAAGUGAAGUUAUGCCAGGAACUAGAACUGCAACAGUUGGUGUUUGGAUUAAUGCUGGUUCAAGAGCUGAUAAUCCUAAGAAUAGUGGUACUGCUCAUUUCUUAGAACAUUUAGCAUUCAAAGGUACCAAUAGAAGAAGUCAAGCUAAUUUAGAAUUAGAAAUUGAAAAUUUAGGAUCUCAAAUCAAUGCUUAUACUUCUAGAGAAAACACAGUUUAUUAUACUAAAUGUCUUUCCAAGGAUAUUGAUCAAAAUGUGGAUAUCUUAAGUGAUCUUUUAACCAAGUCAAAGUUGGAAGAAAGAGCCAUAGAGAAUGAAAGACAUGUUAUCUUACAAGAAAGUGAUGAAGUUGAUAAAAUGUUUGAUGAAGUGGUAUUUGACCACUUACAUGCUGUUGCUUAUAGAAACCAAGAUCUUGGUAGAACUAUCUUAGGCCCAAGAGAAUUAAUUAAAACUAUUGAUCGUAAUGAUUUAGUCAACUAUAUCACUACCAAUUAUAAAGGUGAUAGAAUGGCUUUAAUAGGAGUUGGAUGUGUUGAUCAUAAUGAGUUAGUGGAAAAGGCAGAAAAAUAUUUCGGUAACAUUAAACAAUCAGAAGUACCAUUCAAACAAAAUGGUGAAGAUUUACCUAUCUUUUAUGGUGAUGAAAUUAGAAUUCAAGAUGAUUCAUUACCAACUACUCAUUGUGCCUUAGCUGUUGAAGGUGUAAGUUGGUCUGCCCCAGAUUUCUUUACUGCAUCAGUUGCAAAUGGUAUUGUCGGUACUUGGGAUAGAUCUGUUGGUAUUGGUUCCAACUCUCCAUCUCCUCUUGCUGUCACUGCUGCCUUAGGUGGUCCAAAUAAUACCCCUGUGGCCAAUAAUUAUAUGGCUUACACUACUUCUUAUGCUGAUACUGGAUUAAUGGGUGUUUACUUUUCAGCUGAUAAAGAUGCUGAUUUAAAAUUAUUUGUUGAUGCUGUUUUCCAAGAAUGGGCAAGAUUAAAAUCAGGUAAAAUAACUGAUGAAGAGGUAGAAAGAUCAAAAGCUCAAUUAAAAGCUUCUUUAGUGUUAGCAUUAGAUGAUUCAACUGCUAUUGCUGAAGAUAUCGGUAGACAAUUAGUCAAUACUGGAUUCAGAUUAUCACCAGAAGAAGUUUUCGAAAGAGUCGAAUCAAUCACCAAACAAGAUGUGGUUGACUGGGCUAAUUACAGAUUAAAAGAUAAACCAAUUGCAGUUUCUGCCAUUGGUAACGUUAAAAAUUUACCAUCUCAUGAAUACCUUACAAAGGGAAUGUCCUUAUAA